This is a messenger RNA of Aspergillus affinis, 825 nucleotides long. RefSeq names its product cytochrome c oxidase subunit VI. The transcript has 4 exons. Bases 1 to 825 code for a protein of 274 amino acids. The record is from RefSeq and is a predicted model, not a curated record. NCBI's taxonomy places the organism in Eukaryota, Fungi, Ascomycota, Eurotiomycetes, Eurotiales, Aspergillaceae. Gene Ontology annotation, biological process: mitochondrial electron transport, cytochrome c to oxygen. Gene Ontology annotation, cellular component: mitochondrial inner membrane.
AUGACACCUCAGGCAGCAGCUGACUCCUCCACUUGGCCAAUCAGACCCCCCGGGUUAUCCGACUCAGCCUGGGCCAAUCACGGGCGGGAUAUAGAAAUCCUGAGGCUCCCUGCCGCAGCCUCAGGCAUCCCCGUCGGGCGGGCACGGGAGUCACGGCCUGAGGCGCACUCGAUGACGGGCGUGGCUGUGUGCCUGAGGCAGCAACGACCUCACACCACCCGCAAAAACCUAGCGCAGCCGGGCUUGUCCUCUGACUUCGACUUCGUCAACACCUCGUUCCCGUCCUCCCAUCACGUCCGCUUAAUUCCCACCUCCUCCACCCCCCUCCCAACUCACAAUCCACCUCUCGCCAUGUCGUCGAUUUCCCUCUUCCGUAUCGCCACCCGCGCCGUGCGCCCUUCCAGCUUCAUCAGAACUCCUCAAUUGCCCCGGUCCCGAGUGCAGGUCCCGACUGCUCUCGCUAUCAACCGCCCCAGCUUCAGCACCACCACCCAGCGUCGCUCCGGCCACGAGGACGAGACGUACGAGGAAUUCUCUGCUAGAUUCGAGAAGGAAUUCGACAGCGUCCAGGAUGUCUUCGAACUGCAGCGGAAUCUGAACAACUGCUUCGCCUACGAUCUCGUUCCCUCCAUUGAGGUCCUCUCCGCCGCCUUGAAGGCCGCUCGCCGCGUCAACGACUUCCCUACCGCUGUUCGCAUCUUCGAAGGUGUCAAGGCCAAGGUCGAGACCAAGGAACAGUACAAGCAAUACCUCGAGGAACUCGAGGCUCUGCGCCAGGAACUCGGCGUCGCUCUCCGGGAGGAGCUCUACCCCGAGGAGGCCUAA